Messenger RNA from Alternaria alternata, 2066 nucleotides. RefSeq lists its product as hypothetical. Lineage: Eukaryota; Fungi; Ascomycota; Dothideomycetes; Pleosporales; Pleosporaceae. The record is from RefSeq and is a predicted model, not a curated record. Bases 249 to 1847 code for a protein of 532 amino acids. The transcript is spliced from 3 exons.
AGUAUCUGACUCGGGAAUAACGAAACCUACAUCUAUUCCGCAGUGUCUGACCUGACGUCUUGCUCGCAACUACCCAGAGUAUACCUAGGUACACUACACCGGAAACCAAGCCAACAGAAAUAACACUAUGACAAUCAUCCAUAUCCAGAUUUUCCAUACAGAUUUGCCACAGUUCCUUGCAUUCGCCAAACUAGUUCAAGCCAGGAUCAGCUUGGAGCCCAACCGAGGACUGCUGCUGACAUCCAAAGAUGAAGUGUCGCAUACGCCGCCACAAUCACAAAACUCCUGGGAACACACUAAAGUUUCGGUCUUCUAAGCCCUAUGCUGCUAGGAAAUACACUGAUCGUUCCUUUGAUGAGACAACAACGGAACUCAAUAGCCAGCGCACUUUCUGGGACAGCUUUCUCGUAGACAACGAAACAUCGACGCCUUGUCGAGAUACGCAGAUCAUUGAAGACUUCUGCGAAACAGAAAGGCAAAUGGCCACGGCUCGAUCGCGACCUGAGAUUUAUCUGGAUGAUCGCGAACAUGGAACCAAUAGGAGUCGUGAAUAUUCCGAUUUCCUUACGACGGAUGAUCUGCGCCGGCACCUCAAACUAGACCGUUUCGGCAUCAAAGACCAGCCUGACGCUGACCAUCGGCAAAUCGCAAUCCGCAACCUCAACCGGGACACAAUCUUGGUGCUCGCACAAACGGCCGCGUGUCACCAGCGUGAUACCCUAAGAGAUGCUAUUUCGAAACACAUAUCCUGUGCGACAUCUUUUCGCAUCCAUGAAAGGGUUGAUGGAUUUGUGACUCCUCGCCUGGAGCUUCAUUUACCCUACUUGACAUUGCGACGAAUAUCGAGCGAAAGCGAUGAAUGGAAGGCACGCGAAUCAAGCGGGGAAGGCGAGAGUUGGCUAGAUUUGCCAUCACCGGAGUCAAACGCGCGGGAAGGCAAUCGGCUAGAUCGCUUUCUUAUCAAAAAAUCUCACACCUCCAUCGUCCUGUGCAUCUGGGACUACUCAAAAUGGGUGGGCUAUGCUUUCUUUAAAGGUAGUCCUGCUGACUCUGAUGGUGAGGGGGAUGAUGAGGCAGAUGGUGCAGAGAACAGCAACGCGGCAGACGAGAUCGUGGAAGACGACGAUCCUAUUCCCAGGAAGGAGAUUUUCGCCCCGGAAGACGACAACCACAACAUGUACGCUGACGACCCUAUCCGUGAUCCAAGACGAUUCUUCCUGCGCAUUACUGGUGUUUGGAUGAGACUUGUGCUGCGUGAAUAUGCGUAUCUUGUUGCGAUACUAGAAUCCUACGUCAAAGCUUGGCAGAGAGAAGACCGAAACAGAAUUCUGAAUAUUUCGUAUAAUGGACCGAAGGAAGAUGUUAUGGAAUUAUUCCAUCGCAUCGUGAAAAUUAAGCAGCUAUUAAGCUAUGUCAGUAAAAGCAUCUCCUCUGUGGUCCGGGAAUGGAACGAAUUCAAUGGCCCCAAUGGCGACAUUAAAUGCCUCGGAGAUAUCCAGGCUAGUCAUGGGAGGCUGCUUCUCAAGGACAUCAAUGUUUCAUUCGUCGAGCUGAUGAGAUUGGAGCAAAAGUUGAUAUCGCUAGUCACGUCUUGCGAGGAUCUAACAAGCGCCCUUAAACUUCGCAUGGGAUUUGAGGGUAAUCAAAUUAAUCUGGAGAGCAACAAGCUUCAACGUGAGGCGCAUUCUCUAAACCGCGAAAGCAAUGAGCUUCAGCAUAAAGCUCAUGAGGUCAACCUCGAUACACAGCGCAUCGGUCGUCGAACCACUGAGGCCGCCGAGAACACAAGUCAUACAACCCGCACGAACAUCCUCGUACGUCCUUUUUGGAUUCUGGUUUCACUUUGAUACUAAAGUAGCGUAGAUGAUUUGGAUAACCACACCAUUUGUGAUCGUGCUUCAGUAUUUUGGCGCAGAUCAGCCCAUAUUCUCUUUCUUCGAGCGCAAUCCACGUAACUUUGGCAUAUCUUUCUGCAUCUUGGCGUUCGCUUUCCCGCUUAUAACUUUCGUAUUCGAUUAUAUAUUCAAUUUUGUUACAACUCGCUUUCGUCCAAGAAAGACGCACAA